Molecule: messenger RNA, 567 nt
Organism: Colletotrichum aenigma
Lineage: Eukaryota; Fungi; Ascomycota; Sordariomycetes; Glomerellales; Glomerellaceae
Exons: 1
Coding region: 1-567 (188 amino acids)
Source: RefSeq, a predicted model, not a curated record
AUGAAUCUUAUCCACCUCUUUCUCGCCUUCCUCGCCUUCCUAUCCAUCACCUCCGGUGUUGUGAUAGAAGAGCCCCCCGAGGAUGCGCUCGAAGAGAUGGGCUACGGCGUCGACAACGCCGGCACCGAGUGGAAAGUCCGCCGCAACGGCAUGGUUGUCGACAAAUUCACAAUCGACACCUUCCUACGCCAAAUCACCAUCAAAGACGCCUGGAAAGAGCUCGAUACGAAGCCGCGCCUGAAGAUGCGCGAGAUCAUGGCCCUGGUUUGGGCGCGCGCGGGGAUGCCGCUGAGCCAGCUGUCGGCGGUACGUGUCGAGCGCAUCGACAACGACGAGACGAAGGACGCCAUCGCUGCGGCGCGCCUGAAGACGGGAUUCAAGGUGACGGAGGAUAUGAUCGUCACGCCCGGGAAGAAGGGGGCAGUGCUGACGGAUUCGCCGUUCUAUCUGUCGUUGGCCAAGUUGUGCCUGGAGAAGCCGGAGUUGAGGGGGAAGGGGGUUGAGUCGAUGAGUGUGCCGGCGGGAACUGAGGGGAGACUUGAUACGAUGCUGAUAAAUAUUGAUUAA